Molecule: messenger RNA, 1926 nt
Organism: Beauveria bassiana ARSEF 2860
Lineage: Eukaryota; Fungi; Ascomycota; Sordariomycetes; Hypocreales; Cordycipitaceae
Product: endomembrane protein 70
Exons: 2
Coding region: 1-1926 (641 amino acids)
Biological process (GO): protein localization to membrane; vacuolar transport
Cellular component (GO): endosome; fungal-type vacuole membrane
Source: RefSeq, a predicted model, not a curated record
AUGUACUUCACAGCAGCUGCGCCCUCGGCGCUACUGGCGACCUUGCUCGCCGCACCACAGCUCGCGUCCGCCUUCUACCUACCCGGUGUCGCCCCGACGUCAUACAAGGUCGGCGAUUCGGUGCCCCUACACGUCAACAGCAUCAAGCCCAUUGCCGGCCCCCAAGAUGCGCGUCUGCACUCCGUCGUCUCGUUUGAGUACUACCAUCCCGGCUUCGGCUUCUGCAAGCCGGAGGGCGGCCCCGAAUAUGUGUCGGAGAGCUUGGGCAGUAUCCUCUUUGGCGACCGAAUCAUGACUUCCCCUUUUCAGCUGUCGAUGAAAAAGGAGGAGACGUGCAAGCAGCUAUGCGAGGUUGAAUAUUCCGCAAACGCGGUCGAAUUUCUACGAGACCGCAUUUUCGAGGGCUACAGCCUGAAUUGGCUCGUCGACGGCCUGCCGGCCGGCCAGAGGAUCGAGGAUCGCCUCACGGGCACCUCCUUUUAUAGCCCGGGUUUCUUCGUGGGCGGCUUUGACGAGGCGGACAAUGUUGUGCUCAACAACCACUACGACAUCUUUGUCGAGUAUCACGAGGUCGGCGGCAACGCGAACCAGCUUCGUGUGGUCGGUGUUCGCGUCGAGCCCAGCUCCAAAAAGUACACCGGCGAGGCCGACUGCAAGGAUGGGCAUGCCUACCUGAUCUUGCCCGAAAACGGCUCGCAAAAGGUCAAGUACAGCUACAGCGUGUUCUGGGAAAAGUCCCCCACGGCCUGGGCCACGCGAUGGGACAAGUACCUGCACGUCUUUGACCCCAAGAUUCAUUGGUUCUGGCUCAUUGACACUGCCAUCAUCGUCGUCAUUCUCGUCAUGACGGUCAUGUCCAUUCUCAUGCGCACGCUCAAAAAGGACAUUGCGCGCUACAACCGCCUUGAUCAAAUUAACCUGGACGACUUGAGCGGCACUUCUGCGUUGGAGGAUGGCGUACAGGAAGACUCUGGCUGGAAGCUGGUUCACGGUGAUGUCUUCCGCAACCCUUCGCAUCCUCUUCUUCUUUCCAUUUUGCUCGGAAACGGUGUCCAAAUCUUUGUCAUGACCGCCAGUACCAUUGUAUUUGCGCUCUUGGGCUUUCUCUCACCCUCCAACCGAGGAUCUCUCGGCACUAUCAUGAUCCUACUGUAUACCAUCCUCGGCUCUGUCGGCGGCUACGUAUCUGCGCGCGUCUACAAGGCCAUGGGAGGUGAGCAGUGGAAGUUGAACAUUGGCUUGACACCCUUGCUCGUGCCCGCCAUUGUAUUUGGUACCUUUUUCCUCCUGGAUCUCUUCCUGUGGGCCAAGCAGUCGUCCGGUGCCGUGCCCUUCACGACGAUGCUGGUGCUUCUGGGCAUUUGGUUCAUCAUUUCCAUUCCCCUCUCUUUUGCUGGCUCUUGGCUCGGCUUUCGUAGCGCCAAGAUUGAGGCACCCGUCCGCACAAACCAGAUUCCGCGCCAGAUUCCUCCCACGACGACCUACCUCAAGCCCAUCCCCAGCAUGCUCAUCGUAGGCCUGCUCCCAUUCGGCGCCAUCUUUGUCGAGCUGUACUUCAUCAUGAAUUCGAUCUGGUUCAGUCGAGUCUAUUACAUGUUUGGCUUCCUCUUCCUCUGCUACUCCCUGAUGGUGGUUGUUUGCGCCACGGUAACGAUCCUUCUUACCUACUUCUUGCUCUGCUCCGAAAACUAUCACUGGCAGUGGCGCUCGUUCCUGGCCGCGGGCAUGAGCGGAGGCUACAUUUUCCUCAACUGUCUGCUCUACCUCAUCACCAAGGUGAAGCUGGGCGGAUUCGCCGGCACGGUCCUAUAUAUCGGCUACAGCGCGCUUAUCUCGUUCCUCUUUUUCAUCCUGGCUGGCUCCAUCGGAUAUUUUGCUAGUUGGUGGUUCGUCAUGAAAAUCUACAAGUCCAUCAAGAUUGAUUAA